GUCCUUCCGGUCGGUGGGAGUUGAACUUCCGGUAGCGCGUCUGGUGGAAGGUUGGCGGGGCUGAUAGGCGCCGGGUGGCACUCUGGAGCAUGUGAAACGACCCCAGAAUCUCGAGUUCCAGUAUGUGGUAUAUAAUGCAGAGCAUUCAGAGUAAAUAUUCGUUGUCUGAGCGUUUGAUCCGAACCAUUGCCGCCAUCCGUUCCUUCCCGCACGACAAUGUUGAAGACCUUAUUAGAAGGGGAGCGGAUGUUAACUGUAUGCACGGCACGCUGAAGCCAUUGCACUGCGCUUGCAUGGUUGCAGAUGCAGACUGCAUUGAAUUGCUGUUGGAGAAAGGCGCCGAGGUCAAUGCCCUUGAUGGGUACAACCGGACGGCCCUUCACUACGCAGCGGAAAAGGACGAGACUUGUGUGGAGAUCCUUCUAGAAUACGGGGCCAACCCAAACGCUCUGGACGGUAACAAGGACACUCCGCUGCACUGGGCUGCCUUUAAGAACAACGCCGAGUGCGUCCGAACGCUUUUGGAAAGCGGAGCCUUUGUCAAUGCUCUGGAUUACAACGACGACACUCCCCUGAGCUGGGCAGCGAUGAAGGGCAACCUGGAGAGCGUGAGCAUCCUUCUGGAAUACGGGGCAGAGGUCCGGGUGGUCAAUUUGAAGGGGCAGACGCCCAUCUCCAGGCUGGUAGCCCUGCUGGUCAGAGGACUCGGCACCGAGAGGGAAGAUUCCUGCUUCGAUCUCCUACACAAGGCUGUCGGACACUUCGAAUUACGGAAGAACGGCGCCAUGCCCCGUGAAGUCAUGCGGGACCAGCAGCUGUGCGAAAAGCUCACCACCCUGUGCUCUGCCCCCGGCACCCUGAAGACACUGUCCCGUUACGCCGUGCGCCACAGCCUGGGAGUCCAGUUCCUGCCGGAUGCAGUGAAGGAGCUCCCAUUGCCAGAGUCUCUGAAGGAAUAUGUCUUGCUUAAGUAGACGAGAAAAAGCUUUGUGGGGUUCUGUUAGUUGCACCAAUCAGUCGUCUACUAUGUUGCUCCUUUCCUGGCAUUUCAUGUGGACUAUAGUAGGUUAUGUGAAAUAGAUUCUGCAGCUUUCUCGGUCACCUUGUAGGCAAAAGGGCUGCUCGGUCUGGCAACAGCCAGUUGUUUCCCUUGGCUCUUUGCUCUUUCAGAAAAAGCUGUCGGAAGAUGUCUUUGGUGGCCCUUUGCGUUAACGGACCUGCUGUUUAUACCCUGCAGGCAGAACGUUGCUAUAACCUUAGUGAAAAUUUCUGCUGAGACUGCUUGAUGGAAGAAGGGGAUGCAGAAUUGUCAUCUGAAGGCGCUUCUUGUACUGAUGGGCAUCAGACUGACUCUUAACUGGGGUGGGGGGGUGUUAGCAUCUUUAUAUACAGUGGAGCAUUCUGGUGGCCCUACUUUCCCGUUUCUAGCCUUAUACUUUGGGAUAUGCAAGCCUCCUCCAUAGCUUCAUUUGGUAGCAGGAGAGCGAAGUGUUCCUUUCAGGGAGAGCAGCAGCUUGAUGGAUUUGAGCAUGGAGUCUGGUGGCCACUACUCGGACUACCUUCUUUAUGUCUAUCCUAUUCCCUGGUGCCCUAUAAGCAGGUGUUGUGAUGUCCUUUUGAAAAUACCUUUGGAUCAUGUUUUUCUUAAGUUUGGCCAGGUCUAUACAUGAAUUAGAUCAAGGCGGUGGAACCUUGAAGUGCGCUGUAGGAUUUCAUCCUCCAGUUGCAGAGUAUGACAUGAGAAUGCUCCCUUGGGUAGGGGAGUGGGGAACAAACUCCCCAAAGUAGGCAAAAAAAAAAUAGCAUUUUGCCCAGCUGUCCCCCUCUGCUGGACUUCUGUCAUCAAGGAGGUUGGUGGAGGGAGGGGGGACUAAGACACGAAAAAGCAUUCAAAAUGGGGCAGCUCGUUCAUCGGGAGCUAGCAGUAAGUGUCCCAACCAGGCCACUUGGCUCAUGACUUGAAACAUGGGAGGUAAUUUUUAAAAACAAAAUAUAGUUGUGAGACUAGUCCAAGUGCGUGUGCUGAGUAGGGUAAUAAGUGAGCUGUUUUCUGCACUGUGUGUUUUGCGUAUCUUCAGCUUGACUUGCCGCGCCGGAAUAAUGCUUUGCUUACUGCGUUCAGCUAAGCGAUAGUGGCUCCUCUCAUAUUCAGCCAGAGCCUGCUUUGCCUUCAUACGCACCGCUUCUUUUUAACAUUGGCUAUUUUUUUUGCUUAAUUUUCAGUGUGUGUGGGGUGUGUAAGGGGGAGAAAUAAAAACUUUGGGAGCACGGACUUGCUUCUUGGGGAAGUUCACCUCCUGCUCGGGCCAUCCAGCCUUCUGAUAAUACAUUCGGACUGCCCCUCUGCCCUGUAAUACGGACUGCAAUCAGAACUAUUCCUGGAAGAUGUUGCUGCCUUUGUAGUGGCCGGGGUGUGCGGAGGGAACAAGGCUUCCUUGUUCAGGCUGGGCGUGUGUUUGUGGAUGCCCCUGCAAAGGGGGCUUAACUUUUCAAUGCAUGCUGCAGCUCUUCUUGGAGAAUACAGGAUGGGAGUCGGUGCCCUGAUCAGUAGACUUUAGUAUGAGUUAUGAUUGUGGUGCCCUUAUAUAAAGAGCCAUUCGCUUCUUGGGAGAUACAUUUCUGCUCUCAAUAUGAGCAAGUCAGGAACACUGGCCCCCGUUUCUGAAUACUGUAGGUCCUGUCUUCCAUCGAGAGAUGCUCAAGUGCAAUGCAGUACUCCCCCCCCCCCCCCGAGCUGUGGGCCUGUCUAAGCACAUGCCGAUCAUUCAGGAUCCAUGUUCUGGGAGGUGCUGAUCAUGCUGAGAUUCCCAAGUCCCCUUUUGUAAGUGUUUCCCUUUGGUGAGGCAGGGUGCGUUCAGCAAGCCAGUGAUUAUUUGUGCAGGGGGGCAUAAAGAGUUUGAUUAAACUUGC
This is a messenger RNA of Eublepharis macularius, 2910 nucleotides long. RefSeq names its product ankyrin repeat and SOCS box containing 8 (gene ASB8). The transcript is spliced from 4 exons. Gene Ontology annotation, molecular function: protein binding. NCBI's taxonomy places the organism in Eukaryota, Metazoa, Chordata, Lepidosauria, Squamata, Eublepharidae. The record is from RefSeq and is a predicted model, not a curated record. Bases 123 to 974 code for a protein of 283 amino acids. Gene Ontology annotation, biological process: intracellular signal transduction.